ACUAAUCAGAGAUAAUGGGAACUGCAGAUGCUGGAGAAUCCAAGAUAAUAAAAUGUGGGGCUGGAUGAACAGCAAGCUGUGUUCAUCCAGCCUCACAUUUAUUAUCCUCCACUAAUCAUCUGCUUAGUCCCGGGCUCGCUCCACAGUCUUUGCAGAUCUGCUGGCGUCGCAAUGGAGAGUGUGGGUUGUGUUUUGCUCCUGUUUCCCAUGCUGCUGGUUCUGCUGCCCUGGCUGUUGAAGCAGAGGGAGACGGGCAAGACAGCGGCUCCUCCGUGCAUUAGCGGCUGGAUUCCCUGGAUCAGGGCUUCUCUCCGCUUCGGAAAAGCUCCGCUUGAAUUUAUCGAACAAGCCAGAGCACAGUACGGAGCAGUUUUUACUGUGGAAGCUGCUGGGAAGAGACUCACCUUUGUUACAGACAAGGAAGAUUUUGAGAUAUUCUUUAAAUCUAAAAAUGUUGACUUCCAAGAGGCAGUACAAGGAGCAGUAUGGCAUACCGCUUCGAUUAGCAGAAAGAAUUUUUAUAAGACUCAUACAGCAGUCCAUGACAUGUUGAAAGGGAGACUGGCUCCAUCCAGAUUGCAUUUGUUCUCUGCUAAUCUGUAUAACGAAUUUUGUGAACAACUUCUGAACCUUGGAGCUGAAGGCACCAAUAAUUUGUAUGACCUUAUCUGGCAUAGUAUGUAUCCUGCAGUGGUGAACAACCUGUUUGGAAAAGGCAUGUGUCCCACUGAUAAAUACACACUUGGGGAGUUUGAAGAUCACUUCCAGAAGUUUGAUAGAGAUUUCAAAUUUGGUUCCCAGUUGCCAGAAUUUUUACUAAGGAUCAAUUCAACAGUUUUAUCUCUAGACCAUAUCUACUUCCUAAGAACAUUGUUGCAGCACCUUUUAGACACUUUGAAUGGGAACUCUACUGCUAAUUACUGUUUAUUGUUGCUCUGGGCUUCUCAAGCAAAUGCACUUCCAAUCACAUUCUGGACUCUUGCAUUUAUUAUUUCAAAUCCAUUUGUUUAUAAGACUGUUAUGAAGGAACUAUGUUCUGUCGUUGGUGAUCAAGGUGAUAAAAAGAUCAGACUGGAGGAAAGUGAUCUACAGAAGCUUCCAUACUUAAAAUGUUGCAUUUUAGAGGCAAUUCGUUUGCGAGCUCCAGGGGUUAUAUCUAGAAAAGUGAUGCAACCUUUAAAAAUUAAAAAUUACAUUGUUCCUUCGGGUGACAUGCUCAUGUUGUCCAUUUACUGGGCACACCGGAAUCCGAAAAAAUUUCCUGAUCCUGAGAAGUUUCUUCCUGAACGAUGGAAGAAGGCAGAUAUAGAAAAACAUGUCUUCUUGGAUGGUUUCCUGGCUUUUGGAGGAGGUAGAUAUCAGUGCCCAGGAAGAUGGUUUGCACUGCUAGAAAUUCAAAUGUUUGCUGCUCUUAUACUACACAAAUAUGAGUUUACUUUAUUGGAUCCUGUUCCAAAAGAGAGUCCACUUCAUUUAGUAGGAACCCAACAGCCAGCAGCUCCUUGCAGAGUUGAAUAUAAAUACAGAUGACCAAUACUUACUGCAAACCCAGCUGUGCCCUGUGUGACCAGUGUACUCAAAAGUAGUUUUAAUAACAUUUUAAAAUAAACUUUUUCUUUAAAAUAA
Messenger RNA from Stegostoma tigrinum, 1626 nucleotides. RefSeq names its product 24-hydroxycholesterol 7-alpha-hydroxylase (gene cyp39a1). Gene Ontology annotation, molecular function: heme binding; oxidoreductase activity, acting on paired donors, with incorporation or reduction of molecular oxygen; steroid hydroxylase activity. Bases 172 to 1530 code for a protein of 452 amino acids. Lineage: Eukaryota; Metazoa; Chordata; Chondrichthyes; Orectolobiformes; Stegostomatidae. The record is from RefSeq and is a predicted model, not a curated record. The transcript is spliced from 12 exons. Gene Ontology annotation, biological process: cholesterol homeostasis; bile acid biosynthetic process.